GAUCCGCGUUCCUGGGAGCGGCACCGACCCUGCCCGGUGUGCCCGGAGCGCCAUGGACGGAGCGCGGAGCCUCCCCCGGCUGCUGCCGCUGCUGGCCCUGACCCUGCCCCCGAUUUUCGGGGUCCAAGUGCAGCACAGCAUCAUCCAGACCGAGUUCUACCAGAAGUCGCUGGAGCCGCCGUUCGACAGCUCCGAGUUCAUGUUCGACUUCGACGGCGACGAGAUUUUCCACGUGGAGCGCGAGGAGACCGUGUGGCGCCUGCCCGAGUUCCAGCAGUUCGCCUCCUUCGAGGCGCAGGGCGCGCUGCAGAACAUCGCCAUCGACAAGCAGAACCUCGAGAGCUCCAUGAGGGCCUACAACAGCUCCAGGACCGACAGCGUGCCGCCGGAGGUGGCCGUGUUCCCCAAGCACCCGGUGGAGCAGGACGAGCCCAACGUCCUCAUCUGCUCGGUGACCAAGUUCUGGCCGCCGGUGCUGGGCCUGGCCUGGUUCCGCAACGGCGCCCGCGUCGCCGAGGGCGUGCAGGAGACGCCGUUCUACCCCGACCGCGACUUCUCCUUCCGCAAGUUCUCCUACCUGACCUUCAUCCCCCAGCCGGGAGAUUACUACGACUGCCAGGUGGAGCACGAGGGGCUGGCGGCGCCCAGCAAGACGCACUGGGAACCCCAAAUCCAGGCGCCCAAGUCCGAGGCCACGGAGACGGCGAUCUGUGCCCUGGGCCUGGCCGUGGGCAUCGUGGGCAUCGCCGCCGGCACCGUCCUCAUCAUCCGCGGCAUGAAGCUCGGCCGCGCCCGCCCCGAGCGCGGCGUGCUCUGAGAAACCCAAAAUCCCCAAAAAACACCCCAAAACCCCACGGGAUUACCCCAAAAUCUUCCCUGAAAUCCCAUGGAAUUGCCCCAAAAUCCUCCCUGAAAUCUCGUGGAAUUGCCCCAAAAUCUUCCUUGAAAUCCCGUGGAAUUACCGCAAAAUCCGCUGAAAUGCAACCCCAAAAUCCAGCCCCAAAUCCCUUGGAAUUGCCCCAAAAUCUAUCCUGAGAUUCUGCAGAAGUGUCUUGAAAUUUGUCCCAAAAUCCAGCCCCAAAAUCCCAUGAAAUGACCCCAAAAUCCAGCCCCAAAUGCCAUUAAAUGACCCCAAAAUCCAGCCCCAAAUCCAGCCUGAAAUCCCAUAAAAUGAUCCCAAAAUCCAGCCCCAAAAUUCCAUGAAACGACCCCAAAAUCCAGCCCCAAUUCCAGCCCCAAAUGCCAUUAAAUGACCCCAAAAUCCUACCCCAAUUCCAGCCUGAAAUCCCAUAAAAUGACCCCAAAAUCCAGCCCCAAAUCCUGCAGAAUGACCCCAAAAUCUGUCCUGAAAUCCAGUCCCAAAAUCCCAUGAAAUGACCCCAAAAUCCAGUCCCAAAAUCCAGCCUGAAAUCCCACAAAAUGACCCCAAAAUGCAGCCCCAAAUCCCCCAGGAAUUGCCCCAAGAUCUGCUGGAUUUGCCCCAAACUCUCAUGCCCCGAGCGCGGCGUGCUCUGAGAAACCCAAAAUCCCCAAAAAACACCCCAAAACCCCGUGGGAUUACCCCAAAAUCCUCCCUGAAAUCCCGUGGAAUUACCCCAAAAUCCUCCUGAAAUCUCGUGGAAUUGCCCCAAAAUCUUCCUUGAAAUCCCGUGGAAUUACCGCAAAAUCCGCUGAAAUGCAACCCCAAAAUCCAGCCCCAAAUCCCUUGGAAUUGCCCCAAAAUCUAUCCUGAGAUUCUGCAGAA
Melospiza melodia melodia is the source of this 1744-nucleotide messenger RNA. RefSeq names its product H-2 class II histocompatibility antigen, A-U alpha chain-like. The coding region runs from base 53 to 817 and encodes 254 amino acids. Gene Ontology annotation, cellular component: membrane; MHC class II protein complex. Gene Ontology annotation, biological process: immune response; antigen processing and presentation. NCBI's taxonomy places the organism in Eukaryota, Metazoa, Chordata, Aves, Passeriformes, Passerellidae. The record is from RefSeq and is a predicted model, not a curated record. The transcript has 4 exons.